CAGCUCACUAAAUGUAAACAAAAAAAAAAACUAUUGGUGAAAUUCCUAGAGUAAAAAAAUAACUUAAAAUGUUACAAACGGGCAAAAUAAAAAUACGGAAUAUUGAGGAGUUGCAAGCCGACAACAUAACUUCGCCCAAAAAUUGCCUAACCCCUUUAAGAAAGCGCAAAAAUCCAAAAUCUGCCUCAAAAACUAAACAAUUAAACGUGAGUGAACAUGAUCAUGCUAAUGUUAUUGUUGAGGAGAGAACAACAGCAAAUUCUGACGCAACACUGACGAAAACAGCAAUAAAAAAACUAUUAAAAACUAGCAUAAAAGAAACACCCUCCAAUCAGAAACGUAUUGAUUCAUACUUUACAUCCUGCCCUAAAACUUACGAAAUAAAACUGCCCAAAGAAGAGCCGCCCACACCGUUUGCUAAAACAAAAUUAAAAACAACUGCAAAGAAGACUAAUAAAAAAACUGCCGGUAAAAAAGGAAAAUCUCCCAGGCGUCCAAAAGCCGGACGCAAACGCUUAUUUAGCGAGAGCACAGAACCAACAAAUGAGAGUAUGUCGGAUCUAAGUUCAUUGAGGGGAACCACCAAAGUGCAAACCGAAUGCAUAACAAUCAAUUCGGAUAGUGAAGACGAUGAGAUUAAUGUGAAAAGUUCUAAUCUUACUAAAGAAAACAGUCCUCCAGUUACUUUAACAACUCAAGCGGAAAAUCCAGUUUCUGCUGCAACAACUGCGUCUGAUAAUACUUCAAAUUCUCAACAAUUUGCAUCUUAUACUGUAGCUUCUUCUUUAGAUUUUGGCUUAAGAAUGUCACAUACGAGCUGUGGAAAGUCUACCUCUAGCAAAACCACCUCUGAUGCCGUUAGUUUCUCCAAACGCAAACCAAAACCCUGUCCUCCCUACAAAAUCAUAGAAAAUACCACAUUUGCUGUGGAUGCCUUUCAAUUUGGUUACAUCGAAAAUGUAACGCAUUAUUUUCUUACACAUUUUCAUGCAGAUCAUUAUAUUGGCUUGACAAAAUCUUUUGCCAUGCCCCUAUAUAUGAGUCCGAUAACGGCUCGUCUAUUACGUACCUUUAUACCCGUCGAAGAGCAAUACAUCCAUGUGCUGGAAUUAAAUAAACCCUAUACGAUAAAUGACAUUGAAAUAACUGCACUUGAUGCCAAUCAUUGUCCUGGUUCUAUUUUAAUAGUUUUUAAAUUCCUCGAUACCGGCAAAUGUAUACUACAUACUGGUGAUUUUCGAGCUUGGUUCGGCAUGGAAUCUGAGCCAAUAUUUUGGAAUAAUCAAAUAGAUACCAUUUACUUGGAUACCACUUAUAUAUCCGAUAAAUAUGCCUUCUGUACACAGUCAGAAUCUAUAGCUAAAGCUGAGCAAUUAAUAAAGGAAUUCCAGAAGAAACAUAAAGAUAAACGUAUACUCUACAUAUGCGGUUCGUAUAUUGUGGGCAAAGAGAAAUUCUGGUCGAAACUAGCAGAAACAUUUCAGUUAAAAGUAUGGGCUGAAGGAAAUCGAUAUAAGGCCCUGAAGGCCAUGGAGGAAGAACAGUUUAAUAACUUACUCGUAGAGGAUGCACAGCAGGCCAACAUGCAUGUUAUAGCCAUGGGAAAGGUAACUUAUUUGGAAUUGGUGGACUAUUUCAAAUCAUACGAAGAACAAUACGAUAUACUACUCGCCAUACGACCCAGUGGUUGGGAAAAGGAUACUAAACCCCGUUAUAGCAAAAAAAUCAAUAUAGUAGGCAUUGAAUAUUCCGAACAUUCUAGCUAUGCGGAAAUGCAACGUUUUGUUAAGUUUCUAAAGCCCGAAAAUGUAAUAAGUACCGUACCUACGGGCAAAGAUCUUAUGAAGACAGCCAAGAUACCAUUAAACUGGUAUAAAUAUGAACAAUUGAAGAUUUACAGAAGUUAUCAGCCCACAAUUGAUAGUAUUAUGCAAAAUAAUAAUAAAAGGACUUUGGGUAAUAUACGGCCACCUAAUAGACAUAAGGGGGGAUUGGAAUAUUCUGUUUCACCUUUAAAGACGGUUACAAGCAAACAGCAUGAAAUUAAUAAUAAUUUAACAACUGAAAAAGCAAUUUCUUUGGUUUCUACUAAUGCAACCGAAAUGGAAGAACCAUGUGCUAUUGCAAAUACACCAAAUCAAGAAAAUACUAAUAAUUUUGCAAACCAAACACCCGCCUUAAGUAAAACUACAACUUCAAAAAUGUCAUACAAUUCAUCGGAGUAUUUUGAAACACCUGAUUUGGCUAUGGCAGCAAAAAGAUUGCCCAAGAAAGAAAAAGCUGACCAGAAAGAAAAGGAAACUUCAACUAAAAGUAAGACACCAGUUUAUACAACCAGAAAACUGCAACCUACUCAUAAAGAACUUAAGGAGAAGGAUACCAAUAGUAGAGAGGAAAAUACAACUAAUAAUUCAUCAGAAUAUUUCAUGCGUCGUUAUAUGAAAGAUGUAAUGAAUCAAGAAUUACCCAAUACAAAUAAUAGCAUUAAGAAGGAUCAGAAACCGAAUGGUAGUGUGAUGUUAAAUCAAUCACUAAAGGAAGAAAAUGAUAUUCAGCCAAUAACAUCAAACGGACAAACAAAUUCCCAAACUUCUGCUAAGAAAAUAGUACAAGAAGAACAGCAAAUUGUGGAAAAUAAUAUAAUGCGAAAAAGAAACUUGAGAUCAAAAGUUCUCUCGGAUACGACAACUUCUUCAUCUGAACAAAAAAAUGAUCCCAAACGAAACUCUCAAAAAAAGAAAAUAUUAAAACAGAAACCGACGCAAAAAACUACUCCAAUAAAAAAUAAAAUCAAAAAAAAUCCAAUAAUUAAAUCAAGCUCCAGUAUAAUUUCAAUAGAUUCAUUAACCGAUGAUGAAUUGCAAACUACACAAUUAAAAACUGUUCCGAAAACUGAAACUCCAGAUCUGCAAGAUAGCGAUGACAUAAAGACAACAAUCUUUCCAAUAAAAGAAGAAUCGCCACAUAGAAACUGUGAAUUGCAAGACGAUUUUCAAUUGACUGAAGAAUCACAAAAUAGAAACAGUGAAAUGGAAGAAGAUUUUCAAACAACAAAUCAACAACAACUAGAAACAGAAGCUGCUUAUAACAUAGAUAUCUACACUAAUGGACAAACACCGAACACGGCUAAACAGCAGCAAUAUUCUUUAGAAAAUCAAUUUAAAAUUUCACAAAAUUCUAGAUCUAGAAUAAAAAGCGCCUCUUCUAGCAAAGCUACUACUUCAACGGAAUCAUGCGCUAAAGCAGACAAAGAAUUUGAAGAAAAAUUACAAAAAAUAUCUCAAAAAACUAAUCAAAUAUCUCAACAAAAAUCUUCUAAAAACUCUACAAAAUAUCUAAAGAGAAGAGCAGAAAAUCCCAUUUACAAAUCCACCACCUCCAUAGAAUCACUUAUAACAGAUGAAGAAUUGCAAACCAUAAAAAUAUUACCGCCAUUAAAAACCAACGAAACAAGCAGUGAAAGAAGCUCAGUUGAAUUGGGUGGAGUAAGCAAUAUAAAGCGUUUAAAAAGAUCAAUAAGCUCCCAGCCAAACGCCUCAACGCCUUUUAAAAAAUCUCACACUACCAGCAGUCUUAAUACCGCGGCCAUUUUAAAUACAAUACUAGAGUCAAAUGAAGAUCUUCAAUUAGAUAGAUUUAACUGUUCACAAUUGGCUGGUCAAAUUGUGAAUCAUUUUAAUCAACAUAAUCCGGAUAAUAGUAAGGAUCAUAUACCGUCCGAGUUGCUCUCGGAUGCCGAUGAUGACUGGAUAUGAAAUCAUGAAAAUUAAAGAAAGAGAACUCAUUUAAACUGUGAUCAGUGGUUCUAGCUAAAAAAAAAACAUUUUUGCUUUCAUUGUUAAAGUCCAUUGUUAGGAAAGCAUUUUCUUUUUUUUUCGAUAAUUUCCAAUAAUUUUAAGUUAAAUCUUAAAACGUUUAUAACUAUUUUUUGUUCCUUAUGUAAGUGUAUUAGUAUAAGAUCUCUUUUUUCUUAAUUUUUUUUUAUGUGUACAUAAAUUCAGCUAUUAAUCUGGUUUUUAUAUGAAAUAAAUAAUAUUUUUUAAUGCUUUUUUA
Molecule: messenger RNA, 4053 nt
Organism: Lucilia sericata (common green bottle fly)
Lineage: Eukaryota; Metazoa; Arthropoda; Insecta; Diptera; Calliphoridae
Gene: Snm1
Product: DNA cross-link repair 1 protein
Exons: 3
Coding region: 69-3755 (1228 amino acids)
Biological process (GO): protection from non-homologous end joining at telomere; interstrand cross-link repair; double-strand break repair via nonhomologous end joining
Molecular function (GO): damaged DNA binding; 5'-3' DNA exonuclease activity
Source: RefSeq, a predicted model, not a curated record